Molecule: messenger RNA, 834 nt
Organism: Auanema sp. JU1783
Lineage: Eukaryota; Metazoa; Nematoda; Chromadorea; Rhabditida; Rhabditidae
Source: the annotation of a GenBank genome assembly
AUGGGCAAAACAGCAUCAGAGUUAGCAGCUUUCGUCGGACAACAUGAGUGUGUUUGUAUCAUCAACAAUCACAUCAGUGUCGAUGAAGUGGAAAAGUUCUUACAUCCGGACGGGGAGAAAAGCGAAGAACAAUAUCCUCCGGAACUUGUUCUGUUCAUCCAUGACAUAUGUAAAUCCCAUAGAGUUCAUCCAGUUGCUAUCCUAUUACGUCUUGCCCAAUAUCCCGAUGCUUUAAAAUAUAAAAAGAAAGUUCUAUAUGUAGUAGAUCGUGUAUUCGAACGUCAGCUCAGGUGUAAAGAAAGCAAUGAGGUUAUGUCUCUGAAGUUAUGGAUCAUCCUUCAUGUCUUACGAGAGGCUAUCAAGUUCAUAGAAGAGAAGAAUGAGAAAGACCCUGCUACUGUCGUGACGGUUUAUUGUAAAUUCCUUUUGCAAAUGGAGCCUGAUCAACAGGUUAGGCCAAACCUGGAAACUCUAUUGAGAAAUGCUGUACGUUCAUUCCCUUACCAUCACUCCCUACUCUUCGAAACCUUGGUUAAAGCUAUCGCUAAAGUGCCAUUCAUGAGCAGACCAACAGCUUAUGAGUUUAUCGUCCAAUCUCUGUUCGGUCACCGCAUUCUUGCUUGCAGUAAGUUCUGUGCUACUUGCGGAACUCCUAACGCAGAUAAGAAGUGUCCCAAUUGCAAGUUUCCAUAUUGUUCCCGCGAUUGUCAAAAGUUCGAUUGGGUUUUCCACAAGAAGUGCUGUGACUCAAUCAAAGGAUGGAACGUCCAACAGGAAGAGCAAGUCAUGUCAAUCGAAGAUUUGCAAAGCCAAUUGGGGCAAAUUAAUGUUUAA